Dama dama (fallow deer) is the source of this 2662-nucleotide messenger RNA. RefSeq names its product trafficking protein particle complex subunit 13 (gene TRAPPC13). Gene Ontology annotation, cellular component: TRAPPIII protein complex. The transcript has 13 exons. The coding region runs from base 97 to 1353 and encodes 418 amino acids. The record is from RefSeq and is a predicted model, not a curated record. NCBI's taxonomy places the organism in Eukaryota, Metazoa, Chordata, Mammalia, Artiodactyla, Cervidae.
AUGCCCUGGCUUCCGGAACGUGCGCUUUCUGUUUUCUUCCGAGCGAAGUGAACCUCUUCAGCCUCCGUAGGCAGUGGGCUCAAAGUGCCGGUCAAAAUGGAGGUGAAUCCCCCCAAACAGGAGCACCUACUGGCCCUGAAAGUAAUGCGGUUGACCAAGCCUACUUUAUUCACCAAUAUUCCAGUAACAUGUGAAGAGAAAGACUUACCUGGAGAUCUCUUUAACCAACUUAUGAGAGAUGAUCCUUCAACUGUAAAUGGUGCAGAAAUUUUAAUGUUGGGAGAAAUGUUGACCUUACCACAGAAUUUUGGGAAUAUAUUUUUGGGAGAGACCUUUUCCAGUUAUAUCAGCGUCCAUAAUGAUAGCAAUCAAGUUGUAAAAGAUAUAUUGGUUAAAGCUGAUCUUCAGACAAGUUCUCAGCGUUUGAAUCUUUCAGCCUCUAACGCUGCAGUGGCCGAACUUAAACCCGAUUGUUGUAUUGAUGAUGUCAUACACCAUGAAGUAAAGGAAAUUGGAACACACAUCUUGGUGUGUGCAGUGAGUUACACAACUCAGGGUGGAGAAAAAAUGUAUUUUAGAAAAUUCUUCAAGUUUCAGGUUCUCAAACCAUUGGAUGUGAAAACCAAAUUUUACAAUGCAGAGAGUGACCUCAGUUCUGUGACUGAUGAAGUAUUUCUUGAAGCCCAGAUUCAGAAUAUUACAACCUCACCCAUGUUUAUGGAGAAGGUUUCACUGGAGCCAUCUAUAAUGUACAAUGUAGCAGAAUUAAAUUCAGUCAACCAAGCUGGAGAAUGUGUAACUACAUUUGGGUCAAGAGCAUAUUUGCAGCCAAUGGAUACACGCCAGUACUUAUACUGCCUAAAACCCAAGAAGGAGUUUGCAGAAAAAGCAGGCAUCAUUAAGGGAGUAACGGUAAUUGGAAAAUUGGAUAUAGUAUGGAAAACAAAUCUAGGUGAAAGGGGAAGAUUACAGACCAGCCAGCUUCAAAGAAUGGCUCCAGGUUAUGGAGAUGUUAGGUUGUCUUUGGAAGCAAUCCCAGACACUGUAAACCUAGAAGAACCUUUUCAUAUUACUUGUAAAAUAACAAACUGCAGCAGUGAAAGAACAAUGGAUCUAGUUUUGGAAAUGUGCAAUACCAAUUCUAUCCACUGGUGUGGCAUUUCAGGAAGACAACUUGGAAAGCUGCAUCCAAGUUCCUCUCUCUGCCUUGCCCUCACACUACUGUCUUCAGUACAAGGACUGCAAAGCGUCUCUGGCUUAAGACUAACAGACACAUUCUUAAAGAGAACAUACGAAUAUGAUGACAUCGCACAAGUCUGUGUGGUAUCUUCGGCCAUUAAAGUGGAAAGUUGAAGAAAAUGUCCAAUGUUACACUUUUCAUUGAGUUGCCCAGAAUUUUCUGCAUUUUUGCCACCUUUGUAAAAUGAUCAACAGUAAAAAUAAGUAUGUUAUUUAAAUUUCUUUCUAUAAAAGUUAAAAUAUUAAAUAUUUGUUUUGAAAAGAACCAUCUACUGAUUUUAUCUUGUGAGUUAUAUUCCAAAUGAACAUUUGUAUAUUUUCUACACACAUGUGAUUUUGUUUCACUUUAAAUGACCACUGGACUUUGUUCUCCAAAAGCUCUGUAUUUGAGGCCAUGUGUCCCUAGCAAGUAUCUUGAACAACGGUCAGUAAACUUUUCAUGUAGAGGACCAGAUACUUCAUAUUUUAGACCUUGCAGGCCAUGAGGUUUCUGUUGAAAUUACUCUGCGGUUAUAAUACAAAAGCAGCCAGUAGGCUCUAGUGACUCAGACAGUAAAGAAUCUGCCUGCAGUGCAGGAGACCCAGGUUCAAUCCCUGGGUCAGGAAGAUCCCCUGGAGAAGGGAAUGGCUACCCACUCCCGUAUUCUUUCCUGGAGAACUCAAUGGACAGAGGGGCCUGGCAGGCCCAUGGGGUCGCAAAGGGUCGGAAACAACUGAGCGACUUUCACUUUAGGCAAAAAUUGUACCACAGCAUUUACAAAAACAAGCAGCUGGUCAGAUCUGACCUGCAGGCCAUAGUUUGCUGACUUCAAUCUAGAAGAUACAGUUGUUUCUUAAAACUUUAGAAUUCUCAUCAUACUUUCUUUAGAAGUAUUUUUGUUAACCCCAGGCUUUUUUCCUCAGUCAACAAAAAAAGUUUAAAACAACUGGGGUGGUCCUUAUAUAAUCUUGUAUUUGCUAACACACUAUGAAUUUUUCUAGUUGUUUUCAAAAUUAUCAUAUUGGCAUCUGUAUUUUUGUGUGCAUACACAUACAUCUAACUUGCAGCUACUAAAAGCAGAUCAGAAUUUAUUUCUUAAACUGUCAAUUACUCUGAUAACUCUAAGCUAAGAAGCCAGAUCAUUUUCUAAUUCUAAGCCAAGAAAGUCCUGUUUUUUUCCCAUUGAAAAAUAAACCACUUUUUUUUAAAGGCAUACUUAAAGGAUUUCCAGCUUCUGAUACUUGAUUUUGAACUCUACAUCAUGUAUUAUUAUUACAAAACUGUUUCUGCAUGUAAUCACAUUAAUUUACUUAUGUCAUAUACAAAACAGUGAGGAAAUUAAGACUAUAAACAACUUUGCAACAUGGAUGUAAUAAAAGUUUCAAUAUUUUGAAACAAAACAAAAACCAAUACCGUUAAAUAAAAACUUAAGUUGAAAUUCAA